UUGGCGGAACUGGCUGUUUGAUGUGAGGAUGUGUGUGUGCAGAAGUGUGUGUGUCGAUACACGUUAAUAAAGGAUUUAAUGACUUCAGUCUGCUGACGCCCUGAACACCACUGAAUGGGCCCUAACAUUCAAGUGCAUCAUGGGCUCCAGGAUAAAAGAAAACCCUGAAAAAACAUUCUACUGGUUCUUUCAAGCUUCAUGCCCAAUUGCCAGAGAUAAAGAUCCUGCCGUGCUGUUUCAGUUCCCUGAAGACUUUAAUGAUGAGGAGUCUCUGCAGUGCCUGCCUCGCUUCUGCUUCCCUUAUGACAUAGAGAGGGUGAAGGACACUGUUGCCGUGCAGCACUUCACAUUCGUCCUGACCGAUCUGGAAGGAUGCCAGCGCUUUGGUUUCUGCAGACUCACGUCCAGCUCUCAGACCUGCUUGUGCAUCCUCAGUUAUUUGCCCUGGUUUGAGGUCUUCUACAAACUUCUGAAUAACCUAGCCGACUACUCAACGAAAGGACAGACCAAGGAGAUGAAAGAGCUGCUCUCGGCCCUCUACAAACACCCCGUGCCUCUGGUCAAUGGCUCCAUCACGCUGCAGAUGGAAGGAAAGCUAAUGAUUGGAAGCCAUAUGUCUGGAAUCUGUGGACACGCCCCUAAAGGGGAGGAGUCGGAGGGGGUCCCGUACUUUAUCGCACCAGAUCCCAAAGCCCUGCCCUCUAUUCCAGAGAGUAGGAACCUGACGGAGCUGGUGGUGGCGGUGGAUGUGGGAAACCUGUUGCAGCUCUACGCCAGCAUGUUAUUUGAGAGACGGAUCCUCAUUUACUGCAGCAAACUCAGCACUCUGACGGCCUGCAUACACGCGUGUAAUGGGAUGCUGUACCCCAUGUACUGGCAGCACAUCUUCAUCCCAGUGCUGCCUCCUCAUCUGCUGGACUACUGCUGUGCUCCGAUGCCGUACCUCAUUGGAAUUCACUCUAGCCUGGCAGAGAGAGUGAGGAGUCGAGCUCUGGAGGACGUGGUCAUACUGAACGUGGACACCAACACCCUGGAGUCGCCCCACGAGGACCUGAAAAAGAUCCCGGCUGAUGUGGUUGCGGGACUGAAGGUCAGGCUGAAGAGACAGGCGGCAUCUCCCGGGUCAGGGGUCGCACACGCUUUCCUCCGAGCCCAGGCUCUGCUGUUCGGAGGAUACAGAGAUGCCUUACAGUCGCCUGCUGAAGGGCCGGUGGUCUUCUGCAAUGAGCUGUUUCUCAGUCACAAGUCUCAAAGCAUGCGGGAGUUUCUGGAGAGCGCGGUUCACCUGCAGUGUUUCAAAGAGUUUAUUGAUGGCCGGCUGAAAAUGCUUGACCAGGGCAAAGAGCUGGAUGACGUGUUUGAGGAAGAGGUGCUUCAGUGUGGUGCUUCAUCUGGUGGCUCUAAACUGCGACGGCAGUGGGUGGGAAAUUUAAAGAAAGGGGGUGGAGCUCUGAUUGUGACAUGGAAGACUACAGCGAGCAAAGCAACCAAAUACCACAGAUUGGGGCUGAAAAACCUCCUCUCAUCAAAGGACCAAAGUGAAGCUCAUAUGCUACAGAGGGGCGGGUCUGUGUGUGAACCGCACACAUAUCGCCUCAUCCAAUCAGACUGCCUUCAGAAUCGUCUACCAAUCACACAGCACUUUGGCAGGUCUCGACCACGCCGGCCGACACGCAAGCAUCCCAGCCACCAGGGCAAUGAACAACAGACAGAGGAUGACAACACCAGCUAUGAGGACAGUGUAACAGAAAGUCCUGAGCAGUGCUCUGGCACCAGCGACUUACAGGAAGAGGAUGAUCUCUCUCUCUUGGCUGACCCAGAGGAGAUGGACCUGCUCGGUGAGAUCUUCGACACACUGAGUUCCCAGAGCUCCAGAGAGCCAGGUUUACUGUACGGCACACGCAGCCUCGACCUCUUCAGCUCUGACAGCAGUGACUUCAUCUCACAUAAGAGUCUGGCCAAUCCAAGUCAGGAGAGUCUAAGUCUCUCAUUUGGAAACAGCGAAAGUCUCGUGAGCUGGGAGGAGGAGCUCGAGGAGGGGCCUGCUGGGGAGGGGGAGGAGCCUGAUGUCCUGAUUGACAGGCCAGGAAAUGAGAUUAGAGAAUUAGAGAAGGACUUGACCGAGUUAGGGGAAAAUCUGUGUUCAGAUCUACAAAUUCUAGAAGAAGCUUCUCUGGAUCCCGAAGUGGGUUCUCAGGAGCAGCGAAAGGACAGCUGGCCAAAAAAUUAUGGACAAAUGAAUGGAUCAAUGGAGGAAAGCUUGGAAACCGAGACAGUAGUUACAGAGAGGACAGCGAUGCAACCUGACAAAGAACUUCAGAAAGAGCUUAAGACGACAAAUGCUUUUGGCCCAAAUGGACCAACAAAUGAAGGAAAUACCUCAGCAGUUUCUCACAAUGUAAAGAUAGACAAAAAAGAAGAGCUAGAUAAGAAGAGCACUGAACCUCUAUCACCAAACAUUUCGUCUACCGUAGCUCUGUUCCAGUCCUCGGCUGACUCUUCUGGUUCCCGAGGGUGGGAUAAAUCUCUAAAAGCUCCCAUCAGGUCCCACAAAAUCAAUGUGGGAUCAAUGACGGGCCUGAAGACUGAAGUACAAUGUCUGAAAUCGCCUGUUUCAUCAACACCAGAAGAACAAACCCAGGCUCCCAUUAAGGUCUCAGAGCUGAAGAAGAGAUUUGAACAUUAGAUCACCACGAAUCAAGCAUACUGAAGCGAAAACUAUACUGAAAAGACUUUUUAAGAUUGUCAAUUACAAGUCUAAUGAAACAACACUUGAACCCCAUUUUGAUUCUGGUGAGGCAACAUUUCCGAGUCAAGUUCGAUAGGCGUUUCAUACUGAACUUUGAGAUUGUGGAAGUUUAUUUGUCUCAUGUACCUGUUGGUUAAAACUUAAUGCUGACAUCAGUUAAUAAAGUCAAUUUAAACGCAAUGCAAGAUUUUCCACUUGCAUUAAAGUAAAUCAGGUUGAUUUUACCUUUCAUUGUAGCUAAAUGCAGUAUGUUAUUAAAAUAAACUGAUAAAUGCACCAAUUCUGACCAAUAAAGAAAGUCCGGUACUUUUUUUA
Carassius carassius (crucian carp) is the source of this 3064-nucleotide messenger RNA. RefSeq names its product DENN domain-containing protein 1B-like. Gene Ontology annotation, cellular component: cytosol; intracellular membrane-bounded organelle. Gene Ontology annotation, biological process: endocytic recycling; endocytosis. Gene Ontology annotation, molecular function: phosphatidylinositol phosphate binding; guanyl-nucleotide exchange factor activity. NCBI's taxonomy places the organism in Eukaryota, Metazoa, Chordata, Actinopteri, Cypriniformes, Cyprinidae. The transcript has 23 exons. The record is from RefSeq and is a predicted model, not a curated record. Bases 140 to 2686 code for a protein of 848 amino acids.